This is a messenger RNA of Portunus trituberculatus (swimming crab), 2792 nucleotides long. Its product is annotated as monocarboxylate transporter 9-like. The coding region runs from base 312 to 1898 and encodes 528 amino acids. NCBI's taxonomy places the organism in Eukaryota, Metazoa, Arthropoda, Malacostraca, Decapoda, Portunidae. The record is from RefSeq and is a predicted model, not a curated record. The transcript is spliced from 5 exons. Gene Ontology annotation, molecular function: monocarboxylic acid transmembrane transporter activity. Gene Ontology annotation, biological process: monocarboxylic acid transport; transmembrane transport.
AUACAUAAGCGUCUGCACCAUGCCAGAGCAGCGGCGCCAGGGAGUCACUCACUGGCACUUGCACGGUGAGCAGGGACUGAGGGGCGGAGAUGGUGAGUGACUUGCUUCAGUCGCUCCUGUAAGUGUGGUGUACAGAUGCUCGGCCACGGUCUGGUGUAGUGUCCCAUUCUAGUGGCGAGAAUGUAGUGAAUAUGUGACAGUGUUUAGUGAACGGUCAAGGGGAGGUAUAGUGGUGAGAGGGAGCGUGAUCAACUCACAUCCCUGCCCAAGAAGGACCCAGGCGUGCACUUCCGCUGCGUCACAGUGCACGCAUGGCAGCAGCGGCGCCCGAGGAAGGCGAUGAGAGUCAGUGCGAGCCUCAGCCUCCUGACGGCGGCUGGGGAUGGGUGGUGGCUGCAGGAGUGUUCCUUAUUGCUCUGGUGGUGCCCAUGCUGCUGCCCUCCUUCGGCAUCCUGUUCUCGCAACAGUUGCUGGAGUGGCGCACCUCCUCCACCACCAUCGCUGUCAUCUUCAACACCUUCCUGGUGGUGUGGCGCUUGGCAGGGGUUGUGAUGGGUACCCUCGCCAAGGAGUUUGGCUUCCGGAAGGUGGCCGUGACAGGGACGCUCCUCACCGCCACCUCUCUCACACUCAGUGCCUUCGCCGCCUCCCCCACCCACCUUCUCAUCACCUUCUCACUCGGCUGCGGACUCGGCAACGGGCUCUCCUGCGUCGGCUAUCUCAUUCUAGCUCAUUACUUCAAGGAGAGACGCGGCCGCGCCACUGCUUGUCUGGUGGCCGGGGCGGGGCUCGGUCACUUUAUCAGUCCCCUCGUCAUCCGCCUUCUGCAGGAGGAAUACGGGAUGCGGGGCGCCACAAUGGUCCUGGGCGGCAUCACCUUGCAUGCAGUGGUGGGGGCCUGUGUGUUCCAGCCCGUCGAGUGGCACUGGAAGAAGCCAAAAAAAGACAUCGCAGUGGAGGACGCCGUGGCCUUCUCGUCCCUGCUGCCCUCACACGCCAAGACCAGAGAACCAAAGACAGCGGAGGUGAAGGUCGCCAAUGACAGUACAGAGAACACAGACGACCCACUGUGUGUGGCGCCCUCGCACAGACGAGUAUCCCAGAGCUACAGUACUGCGGCUAGGGAAGACAAUCCGCUCCCCGUCCACACUGUGGUCAUUGUGGCCAAGACAGAGGCUCCCACUGCGACUUCUACAGUGUGGAGGGACAGGAGUGGUGCAUGUGGUGUAUGCAGGACGUUGGGCCGCGUAGCGCGGUCCGUGAUGAGAGACAUGCGCGUGUUGCGGAAGCCCACGUGCCUCAUUAUCGGCCUGGCGUCUUCUCUCAUCAUUAACGCGGAGGCAAACUUCCUGGUGAUGGUUCCCUUCGCCCUCCAGGCAGCAGGACACCCGCUCCAGACAGCUGCAUGGUGCUUGUCUAUCGCUGGGAUGAGUAAUCUCUUCACGAGGUUGUGUGUGUCAGCACUCUCCGAUCUGCCGUGGUUUAACAUGCAGCUGUGCUACAUGGCAGGCAUGGCCGUCAUGGCAGCCUCCGUCUUGGCGUUCACCUUCCAGAUGGGCGCUGUGUGGUAUGCGGCAGUGAUGGGCGUGUGGGGGUGUGCCGCGGGGAUGUUCUACGGCCUCAACAAUCUUCUCAUGACGCGAGUGGUCGGUCUUCGCUACCUCAUCUCCGUUUACGGCGCCAGGAACCUCCUUGGAGCGCUCGGCUUCUUUAUUGUAGGCCCCGUGGUGGGUGUGAUCCGUGACGCCAGCGGCUGCUACUCCGUAAGCAUGUGGGUCCUGGCGAGCCUCAUGAGCUUCAGCUUCUUCUUGUGGCUCCUCAUGCCCGCUGCACAGGCCUACGAAAACCGCCAGGAGCCCCAAGAGAGAAGCAGCACACACCGCCAGGCGACCUACUAAUGCACUACAUUUUCCCGUGUGGAGGUGGUGGGUGAGACAGUAGUACAAGACUUAGUGGUAGUGGUAGUGGUAGUGGUGGUGAUGGUGGUGGUGGUGGUGGUGGUUAUAGUGACGGCGGCGGUGGCGAUGGUAAUGGUGCCGCGAUUAAAGUCAUUGUCUCUUAACCAUCACUCAUUUGUGGCGACAAUGAAGUUCGUCCUCAUGUUUUUGCCUGGCUACUCGUCCAUCCGGUGCGGCCCGCCCCGCAGGUGUGGCAAGGACAGCACAGCCGCAGCCUAGUUCCGAUCCAGCCUGCAAACAUUUACCAUGUGAGCCGCGUGCCCUUGGGUACUAUGACCCUUUGUGUUUGUGUGUUCUUGAGUCAUGCAGGCAGGUGAAGUGAACGGCAGAUUCGGCCAAGGAUACUCAUUCUCAAGACUUGCGCUUUGUCCGUCCCUCCCUCUCUGUCUUCCAGUAAUUCACUCGCUCCUUCCUUCCCAGAACACAUACUCUCCUUCCCUUCUCACGUCACAUUCUGUUUCUCUCCCUUACGGAAUGCACGAAUCCACCUUCGCUUCCUUCCUCACUCGCGUCUUUCCUCUUCCCGCCUCACAACACGUACACGUGCCCUCACUCCGCUUCUCACAAUGCACAGUCCUUUCCUUCCCUACUACUGAAGAUCUCCACCACCACCUCCUCCUCCGGGCAUAUAUCGCAUGCCCCUCCGCACGGCGCUGAGUCUUUGGACCAUUACACGGGUCAACGGCUAUCUGCAGCCGUUUUCGCAAGGUCCGGCCACGGCCCGUUAGCGCGGACACUUCUAUCGGUAGUGCAGAUUAACUAAUGCUAAAUUUAUUCAUUUAUGAAAUAUUAACAGGUUCUCAAUUAUGGAAAAUAAAUAAAUAAAUAGCAAUA